This is a messenger RNA of Funneliformis caledonium, 498 nucleotides long. The record is from the annotation of a GenBank genome assembly. NCBI's taxonomy places the organism in Eukaryota, Fungi, Glomeromycota, Glomeromycetes, Glomerales, Glomeraceae.
UUGGAUGAUACUCCUUUACGUUUGCUUGCAACACAAGUUCUUGGAGAAAUGUUCUCCGAGAAAGAUUCUACUUUAGCUAGUCGUUACGAUAAUGUUUGGAAAAUGUGGUUACUUAGACGAAAUGAUAAAAUAUCUGACGUUCGAUGUGCUUGGAUAGAAUAUUGUUUACCUCUUUACAUUAAUCAUCAUGAAUUGGCUAAACAGAUAAAUGAAGCAAUAAUCUCCAAAAUGUCGGAUCCAGAUGAUAAAGUUAGAAUUGCUGUAUGCAAAGUUUUUGGACAAUUAGAAUACGAGUGUGCUUCAAAACUUGUGGAAAAAGAAUUAUUUUUUGAGUUAGCUCAACGUUGUCGCGAUCUUAGACAAGAGGCAAUCAAAGCUUUAGCACGCCUGUAUAACAUGGCUUAUAACGAGAUCGUUGAUCAUGACGCAAAUGCGAUUGAAAAAUUUGGAUGGAUACCCUCAGAGUUACUGAAUACUCUCUAUUUAAAUGAUAAUGAA